UUACCUUUUACAAUAUUUAUAAAUAUAUAUUUUUUACAUUUUUAAUUUAUAUUACAUAUUUAUUUAAUUCACAAUACAUAUUUAGUUUCCAUAUCUAUUUUAACAUAAUGAUAUUGGGAAAUAAGGUAUAUUGUUUUAUACUAAAAUAUUCUAGUUGACGAGUAACAAGAUAUCUCAUUUAGCUCUUUAUUAACACUAAAACUAACGACAUUUUGUGUAUACCUAGUCCUAUCGUGUGCAGUCAAAAUGACCAGUGAUUAAAGAAGUAAUAGUUUUUAUGAUUUAAUUUAGAUAAUGGUUAAUUUAUUGCUAAAUCUAUAUAAAAUGAUGAACUUUCAUAAAAUUUUGUCCAAAUUUACUUUCGUUUAAUUUCAAUUAUAGACUUAAAUAGAAUUAUGCUUUUACUUAUAUAGAGGUAUAUCUUAUUCAACUUCGUUGCAUUUUUUACAAAUUAUUUUAUUAUCAAAUAUACAUUUGCCACAUACAUAUUACCCACAUCUUAAACAAAUUUUCGUAAUUUUGUAACCUUUACAAUUUUUUACUUGACAAGCAUUUUUGUAGUAAUGAAUCUGAACCUGUUAAUAGUUAUAUUGUAUGGCUUUUUUCUCGCGGUUCUUCAUACAAAAGUAAUGUAUGCACCAGGUUUAUAACAAUUUUGUGAAUUCUCUAUAAGUUGGCCCUAUAUUGUAGAUACCAUUGCAAAUUUAUUGGUUUGUAAACGUUGGCUUUUUUCACUCUUCUUAUCAAGUCGUAUAAACCUCAUGAUUUCAGCAAAGUCAUUCCAGCUCAUUGUUUUUGAAAAAAAUGCAGUUCUCCAAAUUUUAUUCCACAAAUAUGAGAUAUCUAAAUUUUUUGCCUGAUAUGCACUCUGGACAUAUAGCAGAGCAAUAAAUGCAUCUAGUUUUAUUGCAUCUAGCUCCCUCUUAGUCCCCAAUACUCUAAAUGCUUCUUCUUCCAUACAUUUUAUUAUGUGAUCCCUUAUACGGUGAUCAAUGAUAAGAUAAAAUGCCAUCUUUAUUUGUCUUUUCAUUAUAUGCUGUUUAGUAUAUCCCUAAAAAUAUUAUGAACUGAUGUCCUGCCAGGUUUGGGACUUACACCUAUUUCUCUCCAAAGUGUCCCAACGGGUCUAGUUUCGAUACGUUGAUUCUCUACAUCAGUCUCACCCUUUGCUGUCAAUGAUAAUUUCUUUCCUUUUUGUCCUGGAUGUGAACGCUUAUUUAUAAUAUUCAACUCUGAUUCGGUUGUAAAUAGCUUUUCAUGUGUUUCCAUGCCAUUUUCAAUUGCUGAAGUUUCUUGUUCAUCGCACAUUGAACAAGAUACACUCUUUUUCUAUGUCCGUUAUUUUUUUUUUUUUAUAACUUUUUUUAGAAGUCUUGACAUUUCUAGGGUAAAUAUUUAUCACAGAAUAAUACUAUGUAUGGAAUACAAAAUUAUUGUCAAAUUUGAUAUGCUUUACUUUUGCUUUUAUAACAACUUUACACAAAACGCUCUGAGAUGCUUUCUGUCUGAGUUUUAGAGAUAACAAGUUUAGAUGUCAACUAAUUUACUAACAAACUGAGAUGUAUUCUAGUGGAAAGGACAAUUUAUUACAAAGCUUAAAUCAGCGCCCUGGACAACCUAUGGCCAUGCAAGGUAUGCAAAGUAAAAUACCAGGAAUGGGUAUGAUGCCUACUCAAACCAGCGGUCCAAUGAAUCAUAUGGGUCCAAUUCAAACCAUGCAAACCAACUCAAUGUUAACGCAAAUGAAUUCAAUGGGUCAAGGAAAUAUACCUCAGCAAAUGACUCAAAUGGUUCCCAACCAAAUGGCACAAAUUACAACAGGUCAAAUGCAACAAAACAUGCAAACCCAAAUGCAAAAUCAACUAUCCAAUCAAAUAGGAAAUCAAAUUAGUGGUUCUCUAAAUGGCAUUCAAACAACAAUGCCACAGCAAAUGAAUCAAAUUACUCCAGGGCAAAUAGGUCCUAGUCAAAUGCAGCAACAAUUAAGUCAUAUGCAAAGGAAGCAAGGAGAAAUGAUAAAUGCCGGUUUCCCUGGCCCUCGAAAUGUUACACCAAAUCAAUUUCUGGGUCAGAGUCCAUCACCAUCUGCUCCAAGUCCUGCUGGUUUAGGUGCACCAUCAAGCAAUCAAAUGGUUGCAUCACCAGCAUUAGUUCCUUCACCUAGUCCACAACAUCCUAUGAUGGCAGGACCACAACGAUCUGUUGGCAUGGCACCAUCUCCUAGCAGUUCUUUAAAUACUCCAGGAGGGGUAGGAGCUACCCCAAGUCCACAACAAGAAGAUCAAGCAUAUAGGGAUAAAGUUAGACAAUUAAGUAAAUAUGUAGAACCUUUACGAAGAAUGAUUGCUAAAAUGGGAAAUGAAGGAAAUGUUGAUAAACUAAGCAAAAUGAAGAAACUUUUAGAAAUUUUAUCAAAUCCUAGCAAACGAAUGCCUUUAGAUACUUUACUAAAAUGUGAGGUAGUUCUUGAAAAAUUAGAUUUUAAACGAAAUGAUGCUAGUGUUGGGCCUCCAGUUACGACUUUAAAGGAACAUCAUUUCUUCAGUCCACUUUUAGAAGCAGUAAGCACUCAUCUCCAAAGUCCAGUUGUAAAUCAUACACUACAACGUACUUUUGGUCCGUGUCUAGAAGCUUUAUUUGGUCCAGAGAUAAAAAAUUUACCACAACCAUUAAAAAAACAAAAGAUAGAAGAGUCUCCUAAUGAAAUACCAGACGUACUACAAGGAGAAAUAGCUCGAUUAGAUCAACGGUUUAAGGUCAGUCUUGAUCCUGCACAACAAACUGGAUCAAAAUGUAUUCAAUUAAUAUGCUGGCUGGAUGAUCGUCAUCUUCCAUGUGUUCCUCCUGUAUCAGUAACUGUUCCCGCCGAUUAUCCUUUAACGCCACCACGUUGCGUAAUGGCACCCCAUGAAUAUGCCACAACAUUUCUUUGUGCAGUUCAGAAAGCUUUAAAUGCGCGCAUAACGAAACUUCCUCGACGUUUUUCUGUGUCUCAAUUAUUAGAUACUUGGGAAAUGAGUGUAAGACAAGCUAGCGCGCCUUCACAAAUUCCCGUUACUGCCAGUACUGUACUAAUGGGUUUGUAAUAUGUUUUUACGUAUACGAAAUAUUUUAUAAAUAUAAAAUUAUUACUAUGACGUAAUUGUUGAUUACAUAUGACUUUAUUAUUAUGACA
Molecule: messenger RNA, 3175 nt
Organism: Bombus huntii
Lineage: Eukaryota; Metazoa; Arthropoda; Insecta; Hymenoptera; Apidae
Gene: MED15
Product: mediator of RNA polymerase II transcription subunit 15
Exons: 9
Coding region: 1560-3086 (508 amino acids)
Biological process (GO): regulation of DNA-templated transcription
Molecular function (GO): transcription coregulator activity
Source: RefSeq, a predicted model, not a curated record